Clavispora lusitaniae ATCC 42720 is the source of this 573-nucleotide messenger RNA. Its product is annotated as E1 ubiquitin-activating protein. Gene Ontology annotation, molecular function: SUMO activating enzyme activity. Lineage: Eukaryota; Fungi; Ascomycota; Pichiomycetes; Serinales; Metschnikowiaceae. The record is from RefSeq and is a predicted model, not a curated record. Gene Ontology annotation, cellular component: SUMO activating enzyme complex; cytoplasm. Gene Ontology annotation, biological process: protein sumoylation.
AUGCAUGGCAUGUUUGGAUACAUUUUCUCUGACUUGAUCAAGCAUGAGUCUAGAAUUCAAACUGAGAGGGGCAAUCAGCCUCGUGAAGUAAACCUGAAAAUUAAUGAUGUUAAGACAAUCACAAAAGUUGAAUAUAAGCAACUGGAGAAUGUGGAGCUAGUAACCAUUGAAGACGAGUUCUUCCCUCUAUCAGGAUUAUUUACAUCCUCCAAAUUGACGAGACAGUUGAACAAAAGACAACUUAAGAGAUUAUCGCCAGCAUUACCAUUGAUUCUCUCUCUUUUCGAGGUAGAGAAGCCUUCUGAUCCUGAACAAAAUUUGGACAAGGAACUUCUUCGCAAGCUACUGUUGGAAAAAUGCGAGUCACUUGAUAUUCUUCCGACGAUUGUUAGUGAAGAAUAUUUAGACCUUUUCUCUGCACAAGCAUUCACUGAAUUUGCACCAGUGGCUUCUAUUUUGGGUGGUUUUCUAGCACAAGAUGUAAUCCAGUUUCUAGGACAGAAAGAAAGCCCCAUCAACAACUGUCUCAUUUUAGACUCGCAUCGCUCUGAAAUUCCUAUUUACUACUUAUAA